Messenger RNA from Parathielavia appendiculata, 1356 nucleotides. RefSeq names its product glutamate dehydrogenase. The record is from RefSeq and is a predicted model, not a curated record. Gene Ontology annotation, molecular function: L-glutamate dehydrogenase (NADP+) activity. Gene Ontology annotation, cellular component: cytosol. Lineage: Eukaryota; Fungi; Ascomycota; Sordariomycetes; Sordariales; Chaetomiaceae. Bases 1 to 1356 code for a protein of 451 amino acids. The transcript is spliced from 3 exons.
AUGUCGCAACUUCCUUCUGAGCCGGAGUUUGAGCAGGCGUACAAGGAGCUCGCCCUUACGCUGGAGAACAGCACGCUCUUCCAAAAGAACCCCGAGUACCGCACCGCGCUCAAGGUUGCCUCGAUCCCCGAGCGUGUUAUCCAGUUUCGCGUGGUCUGGGAAGAUGAUGCCGGCAACCUUCAAGUCAACCGGGGCUACCGUGUUCAGUUCAACUCGGCUCUCGGCCCCUACAAGGGUGGCCUGCGUCUGCACCCCUCCGUCAACCUCUCCAUUCUGAAAUUCCUCGGGUUUGAGCAGAUCUUCAAGAAUGCGCUUACUGGCCUGAUGAUGGGCGGUGGCAAGGGUGGAUCCGACUUCGACCCCAAAGGGAAGAGUGACGCCGAGAUCCGGCGAUUCUGCGUCUCCUUCAUGCGCGAGCUCUCCAGGCACAUUGGCGCCGACACCGACGUCCCCGCCGGCGACAUUGGCGUGGGUGGCCGCGAGAUCGGCUACAUGUUCGGUGCCUACCGGCGUGAGCGCAACAAGUUCGAGGGUGUCCUAACCGGCAAGGGCCUCGACUGGGGCGGCUCGCUCAUCCGGCCCGAGGCCACCGGGUACGGCCUCGUGUACUACGUCGGCCACAUGCUUGAGCUCGCUGGUGCCGGCACCUACGAAGGCAAGCGUGUCGCCAUCUCGGGUUCCGGCAACGUUGCGCAGUACGCCGCGCUCAAGUGCAUCGAGCUCGGCGCCACCGUCGUCUCGCUUUCCGACUCCAAGGGCUCGCUCGUGGCGGUCGAUGAUGGCUUCGUCACGGUCGAGGACAUUGAGGCCAUCAUGCAGCUCAAGGCCAAGCGUCAGGCGCUGGCCGAGUACACGCCCAAGGGCAAGCUCCAGUACAUUGAGGGCGCCCGCCCGUGGGUCCACGUCGGCCACGUCGACAUCGCCCUUCCGUGCGCGACGCAGAACGAGGUCAACAAAGAGGAGGCGCUGGCCCUGGUGGCCGGCGGCACCCGCUUCAUCGCCGAGGGCUCCAACAUGGGCUGCACGCUCGAGGCCAUCGAGGUGUUUGAGAACGAGCGGCGGCAGAAGAAGGGCGAGGCCAUCUGGUACGCCCCGGGCAAGGCUGCCAACUGCGGCGGCGUCGCCGUGUCGGGCCUCGAGAUGUCACAGAACAGUCAGCGUCUCGCGUGGACUAAGGACGAGGUCGACCAGAAGCUUAAGGACAUCAUGAAGAACGCCUUUUACCUCGGCCUCAACACGGCCAAGGAGUACGUCGAGAGCAGCGAGGGCGAGCUUCCCAGCUUGGUCGCUGGCAGCAACAUUGCUGGCUUCGUCAAGGUCGCCGAGGCCAUGCGCGACCACGGCGACUGGUGGUGA